This is a messenger RNA of Penicillium verhagenii, 2613 nucleotides long. RefSeq lists its product as uncharacterized. The coding region runs from base 1 to 2613 and encodes 870 amino acids. The transcript has 2 exons. The record is from RefSeq and is a predicted model, not a curated record. NCBI's taxonomy places the organism in Eukaryota, Fungi, Ascomycota, Eurotiomycetes, Eurotiales, Aspergillaceae.
AUGAGUGCGAACUUCGUCAAAAAUCUCACCAAGCAGUUGAGAAAUUACCGGCUUUCCACGCCAUGGAGCCAUAGCCGGAGCCGGAGCCCUGUCUAUUCAGAUUUGGGUAAGAACGCAUAUUGGACACAACGCCAACGUGACGCUUGGAAGUUGCCAUGUCUCCCAUUUACGCCAAGGAGGGACGAAUGGGGAAAGAUGCGAGCAUGUCCAUGGAUAGCCGGCGCUGUCCUCUUCUUGAAUAUUAUCUUGGCCCUGGUGGCAUUUGGAAUUGGAUACUCCAAAAAGGCCAACAAAGGUCAAUUCGAGAUGGUCGAGCUUUACCAGGGGAGUUGCAAUGUGUCGAACAGAAUGGCUACCGUGCUACAUCUUAUGAUUAACGUUCUGAGCACGGUGCUACUGGGCGUGAGCAAUUACACGAUGCAGUGUUUGGGGGCACCAUCUCGUGCCGAUGUUGAACUUGCUCAUCAGAAGCACAAAUGGCUUGAUAUUGGGACAUUUAGCAUUCGCAACCUUGGAGUCAUGAACUGGAAACGCCGCACUCUCUGGGGGCUUUUACUGCUCAGCUCUGUUCCUAUUCAUAUGCUUUAUAACUCGGUUGUGUUCCGAUCAAUCUCGGACUUGGACUAUGGUCUCUUGAUCGUUCCUGACGACCUGUCUUCAUCCGAAUCGCUAGUUGAAGAUAAGGUGGCCCGGUCGGCCUUUUAUGACGCCAUUGGAAUCAGCGCAGUCAAGAUACACGCUGAAAUCUUUGACGGCACAUUUUAUAAUACGACAUUGUCGGACUGUGUUGAACAAUAUGAUACGGCUUUCAACAACAAGUACAACACAAAUCUCGGCACAGUCAUACUGACUGCAGAACGACAGUACCUCCAAAACGUGAGCAGUAUGUAUGGGCCAGCUGAUGAUAUCAGUGAUUAUGACGCCUACUCUGCCAUUUCUGAAAUCAAGCAAUUUGCCACGAAUGGAACUUGGAAUGUUACUGCAGAAUUCUGGAGCUAUCGCACCUGGGAUUUCAAAGCACCAGAUGGGCGCAACUUCUCUUCUAUUGAUGACGUUCUCGACAUCUAUAUCAAUGAGAAUAAAUCUGUGAUUGCAGACGACCUGGUUGUUCUCGGGAAUUAUUUGAGCCAGAACAACCCGUCUGCCACGUCCUUGCAGACUUAUCUCAACACCAAGUCACAUUGGGAAAACAGUACCUGGGCGGCCGAUAUUACUUUCCACUUUGCAGGACAUCACAGUAAUCCGGGAUAUGAUCUCAGCUUCCCAGUGACCGGCUGCAAGUACAAAUCAGCGACCGAGCGGUGCCAGAUUUUCUUCAGUCCUCCUAUUGCUAUCACAGUCGUUGGUUGCAACGUUGUGAAAGUAAUUUGCAUGGUCCUCGCGGCUCGAAUGAGCCGCACGGGUAUCUUCUUCACUGUCGGGGAUUCCGUGGCUUCCUUUCUCGUUAGCCCUGAUCCCACGACAAAGAACCGCUGUCUGUUAUCGCGUGUUGAUGUUAUGAAAGGGUCAGAGAUAUGGAGUAGACCCAUAAGAACGUUCAAUUUUGCACAUUUUUUUUCUUCGAGGCGAAACUCCGAUCCCCCGAAAGAUAUGGAUAUUCUUUUGCGGGAUAACAAUCCCGAUUCAACGAACCUUGUAUCGUCGACGGUACAUCCGAGAUUAAUUUGCCCCAAAAAGAAGCGUUGGUGUCAAGCAGCAACCUGGCGACGCUGGACGGUCACUUCCAUUGUCUUUAUUUUCUGCGAAGUGUACUUUACUUUCAUAUUUAUUCUCGGCGCCAUCGUGACUGAUGCAGCGCAAGAGGGAUCAGUAUCCACCUUCUUCGCCGAUAUCUGGAGCCUGGGAUUCGGAUCAGUCAACACAGACACAUUAGAGGAUAUGAGCGAAGCUGGGAGCUUGGUCUUGAGUAACACCAUGUUCUUGAUCUUGAUAUCCAAUUCGCCGCAAUUCUUCCUGUCCAUCAUAUACUUCCUCACCAACGGCUUGCUCACGUGCAUGCUUGGAGCAGCCGAAUGGGACCGGAACGCCUUCCAGCGGCGACCACUGCGCGUAUCCAAACCCCAAGGCGACCAACGCUCAACAUUUUAUCUCACCUUGCCUUACCGAUAUGGGGUCCCAAAUCUGAUAUUCUUUGCUCUGACCCACUGGAUGGUCUCUGAAAGCUUUUUCUUCGUGAACGUACAGGGCUACGAUGUCCACAACGUGAAGGCCGACUACAGUUCUGUGCAAGGCUGGUGUUUCUCGGCGCUGCCGGCCUUCAUUGCUUCUCUACUGUUGUUGCUGGGGUGGAUAGUACUCGUCUCACUUGGAUUGAAGAGGUUCAAGACGCAUGCACCGCUUGUGGCGCAUUGCAGUGCGGCUAUCAGCGCAUCUUGCCAUCCCCCUCCAGACGACAUUUAUGCGGCAUAUAGACCUCUUAUGUGGGGAGAGGUGGAUCGACCAGACAACAUUCUUGGAGAUGGAGAAUGGAGCCAUGAUGGUUCAUCUGGGGAACAGACAGAAUCGUCAACGAUUGGUGAAAUAGGGCUGGCAGCUGUGCAAACUAGUUAUGGGCACUGCUCACUGACCUCGAAGGAAGUCCAAACACCGCAGUUGGACCGCAUGUAUUAUUAA